AUGAUUGUAGAAGGGAAACAGAAAAUUCCUGGGCUUAAAGUAGUGGUGAAACAACAGCUCAAUGGUCAUGGUCCUCACGCAAACCAUCGCGAUCCGCGAAACGGACGAUGGAGCGAUCUCGGAAGCUACCCGUCGGGAGGGCGCCAGAUAGUUGGGAAUCCACCGAUCUCGUGGGGAUUGUGGGCGAUCCGAUUGGGCCUAGAUGGCGCGGAGACCCAGGCCGAUCGGGGACCGCUGGGGUGUGUCCUCCGAGAUCGGGCGAUCCGGGCGACAGGUCGCGAUCCGGAGACAGAAACAUGGUGGAUCCUUCUGAAGAGAUCGGCGAGGUGGGUGGAUGCGUCGGAGAGGCCAUGA
Molecule: messenger RNA, 354 nt
Organism: Peronospora matthiolae
Lineage: Eukaryota; Oomycota; Peronosporomycetes; Peronosporales; Peronosporaceae
Source: the annotation of a GenBank genome assembly